Letharia columbiana is the source of this 369-nucleotide messenger RNA. RefSeq lists its product as uncharacterized. The record is from RefSeq and is a predicted model, not a curated record. NCBI's taxonomy places the organism in Eukaryota, Fungi, Ascomycota, Lecanoromycetes, Lecanorales, Parmeliaceae. Bases 1 to 369 code for a protein of 122 amino acids. The transcript has a single exon.
AUGUCUGGGAAUCCAUCCGAAAACACCGGGGACCCCUCCGGACACAAUGCUCCCCCCGGCGUUAAAAAGCCCCCUCAGUGGCUGAUCGACGUCAACUGGAUGACCAACCAUUUGGCUGUCGAGGAACGAGAUCGAGAGUGGGAGAAACAGAAAGAGGCGGAAGAGAAACGCAGGAAGGAGGAGAUGGAAGCCGAGAGGCAAGAGCGAGAGAGGGAGCAGAAGAGAGAUGCGAAAUGGAGACGCAGAAAGGCGGAGAAGGAAGCCGAGAGGCGAGAUCAAGAGAGGAAGGAAAAGAAAGAGGCGGAAGAGAAACGCAGAAACGAGAAGAAGGAAGACGGUGCAAGCAUCAAACAAGAGGAAGUCGAAUGA